GAGAGUAACAUGCAGAUGCUGGAAAAUGAUGGAUUUGCCUCGAGACUCUGCAAAACUUUAUAAGGUACUUGCCUCCUCUUCAUCCUGUGAUGGAAGUGGGGGGGCCUUGCCUGCAGAAAUGCCCCAAGGCUCAGAAGUGGAUCUAUGGUGAAGAGAUCAAAGAUGGGGGGACCAGGGAAGUGAGGGAACAGGGCUGCCAGUAGGCACACCCCAGCCCCCCCAAAAAAACUUCCAAAGGCCCCCGUCCAUAAAUUGGGCCUCUGCUGCCAUCUAAUGGAGGAAAGGUAGCCUCUGGAGCUGCCUGCUGGGGCCCCACCAACCUGGCUCCCCUAAAAAAGAGGGAUGUGAAGGACCUUCCUGCCCACAGACCUUUUAUUCCUCUGGAGUCUUAAGCUUUGUUUCCUGCAGCCUCUGAAGCUCCCUGGCUGCCCUGUUUCCCGACCACCACCCUCUAUCCCACUGUUUCCCCAGUUUCCUUUGUUGCCCAGGUUCUGAUUCUGGUGCCCUGGUUCCUGGCCCUGCUAGAGUUCUGGUUCCGGAAGGCCUUUGCUAGGUGCCUCGGGCAUGUGCUGCAUCCCCCAGCACCUGGGGCAAAUGGACAUCUGCAAAGGUGUAGUGAGCCUGGCCACAGCCGCUGGGGCCAUCUGCCUGCUCUACAAGGCCAUCAGGGCCGGCAUAAAAUGUCAACCACCCCUCUGCUCUGCCUCACCCAUCUGCAUCGCCCGUGAGUGUCCCCGCCCUGGGGAGAGGGCUCAGCCCCAGGAGGUACCUACUCCCCAGGUCUCCUGUGUGGGAGGGCCCCAAGGCCUGGCAAUCGAGCGAGAGCAGCACGGGCGUGACUCAGGUGAGCUCCGGAGGCUCCUCAACUCUUUGGAGUGCAAACAGGAUGAGUACGCCAAGAGCAUGAUCCUGCACAGUAUCACGCGCUGUGUGUACUUGCUGGAGUCUGAGGCCUCUGCAUGUACUAAUGAUGACAUCACCUUGGUGGGCUCCAUGCUGGAUGACAAGGACAACAGUGUCAAAAUCCAAGCUCUGAACACACUUAAAGCUUUCUCUGGCAUCAGAAAAUUCAGGCUGAAAAUCCAGGAACACUCCAUCAAGGUGUUGGAACUGAUCUCCACCAUCUGGGACUCGGAGCUGCACAUUGCAGGCCUCAGACUCCUCAACAACCUCCCACUGCCUGACUUUGCACAUCCACAGCUGCGACGGGUGAUGCCUGCUUUGAUGGAGAUCCUGCAGUCAGACUACAUCCUGGCACAGGUGCAAGCCGCGCGAUUGCUGAGCAACCUGGCGCAGAAGAACGACCUUCUCUAUGAUAUUCUCAACUGCCAGGUACACUCCAACUUCCUGGACCUGUUCCAGUCCACACAGCCCGGGAGUCUGCUGCUCGAAGUACUGGUGUUUGCAGAGUGGCUGAGUGAGGGCCGGAGUUCACCCCACUACCAUGCUGUGAAGUGGCAUUACAAUGAACAGUCUGUGCACGAAGCUCUCUUUGGGGAUGACUCACGACUGGCAGACCGGCUGCUUGCCCUGGUCAUCCACCCCGAGGAGGAUGUUCAGAUCCAGGCCUGCAAAGUCAUAGUCAGCCUGCAGUGCCCCCAGGAUGUGGGAGUCCAGCCCUCCUUCCCGCCCAGUCAUUCCUGCUUUAAUAAUGCAGAAUAAAAUUAUGGAGAGCCAAUAAAUGAAUAUGGAAGAAAA
Molecule: messenger RNA, 1698 nt
Organism: Physeter macrocephalus (sperm whale)
Lineage: Eukaryota; Metazoa; Chordata; Mammalia; Artiodactyla; Physeteridae
Gene: ARMC12
Product: armadillo repeat containing 12
Exons: 6
Coding region: 565-1662 (365 amino acids)
Cellular component (GO): nucleus
Source: RefSeq, a predicted model, not a curated record